Sporisorium graminicola is the source of this 711-nucleotide messenger RNA. RefSeq lists its product as uncharacterized. The transcript is spliced from 2 exons. Lineage: Eukaryota; Fungi; Basidiomycota; Ustilaginomycetes; Ustilaginales; Ustilaginaceae. The record is from RefSeq and is a predicted model, not a curated record. Bases 1 to 711 code for a protein of 236 amino acids. Gene Ontology annotation, cellular component: PAM complex, Tim23 associated import motor. Gene Ontology annotation, biological process: protein import into mitochondrial matrix.
AUGCCCGCUGCCGUCACUGCAAGAUAUGCGGCUGUUUCUGCUGGCGCUUCGUCGUCUCGCAUCGCUCUCGCUCAGCCAGCACUGGCACGUUCCACCGGUCGUGCUUUCUCGACCACUCCUCUGGCCAGCAGCAUCAACAGCAACCGCGGCCAUAGCCCUUUCAAGCCAACAGCUCCAGCCUUCUUCUCCGCCAGCUCCUCGGCUUCAUCUUCCACACCUUCGGCAUCAACCACUGCAACCACCAACCACCUCAGCUGGGACAAGUACCUCCAACUGCGCAAGUCACGUCGUCUAGCCGGCAUGGUCACCACCAUCCCCACCACCUUGCUCGCAGGCGCUGCUGCUGGAUCCUACUUUCUCACGCUCGAAAUCGAUCCUAGCAACACCAUUGCUGGUCUCGAUCCCAUCUACAUCAACGCCGGCCUCACGCUCGCCUGCACUGGUCUUGGCUGGCUUACCGGCCCUACCGUAGGCACCUCGAUCUGGGGCCUGCUCCAUCGCAAGAACGCUACCCAGAUUGCGCAGAAAGAUCACGACUUUUAUGAGCAUAUCAAGCGCAACCGUGUCGACCCUACGCGUCAGUCGGUGCAGAACCCUGUGCCGGACUACUAUGGCGAAAAGAUCGGAAGCAUCAAGCAGUACCGACAGUGGCUUAGAGACCAGGCCGCCUUCCGACGCAAAGCAGCACACGGACUCGAACAAGAUGCAUGA